GAUAGGACAUAUCCUCAUCACAUUGGAAAUGGAAAAACAGCACCGCAAAGGUCUAAGGACAACCUUGGUGUGACUCGCCUCCCUCACUGUGGAAACAUUACACAAGGCUGGGAUUCCACAAUCGACGGAAUUGGUAUCCUUAACCUACUAGACACUGUUACUCGAUUGGCCCACUAG
Messenger RNA from Ilex paraguariensis (yerba mate), 177 nucleotides. The record is from the annotation of a GenBank genome assembly. Lineage: Eukaryota; Viridiplantae; Streptophyta; Magnoliopsida; Aquifoliales; Aquifoliaceae.